This is a messenger RNA of Cannabis sativa, 719 nucleotides long. RefSeq names its product HVA22-like protein f. Bases 108 to 578 code for a protein of 156 amino acids. Lineage: Eukaryota; Viridiplantae; Streptophyta; Magnoliopsida; Rosales; Cannabaceae. The record is from RefSeq and is a predicted model, not a curated record. The transcript is spliced from 5 exons.
AUCGAUCAUCAUAUCACGCAAUCCAUUAUUGUUCUAUAAUAAUUAAGUUUAAUAUAAGAAACUACAACUAUUUUCUAUCUAAAUUACUUGAUCAUUAAUAUUUAGCCAUGGGUGUUCUUGGUGCAAUAGCUAAACAUUUGGAUACAAUUAUCGGACCAGGAACAAUGCUUCUUUAUCCAUUAUAUGCAUCGAUGCGAGCUAUAGAGAGUCCUUCAUCAUUAGACGAUCAACAAUGGUUAACAUACUGGGUUUUGUAUUCUUUCAUGGCACUUUUUGAGCUUUCUUGUUGGAAAGUCCUUCAAUGGGUUCCGUUUUGGGGGUAUAUGAAGCUGUUGUUUUGUAUGUGGUUGGUGUUUUUCAAUGGAGCAGCAUAUAUAUAUGGAAAUAUAGUGAGAAAAUAUGUUAAGAUUGGAAAUUAUAUGAUGGUCAACUCAAAUUAUCCAGAAAGUCAAAGGAAAGUUUUGGAGAUGAUGAGCCUUGAUGCAAGAAAUUCUGUUGAGCAAUAUAUCGAUCGAUAUGGACCCGAUGCCUUUGAAAGAGUCAUCAAAGCGGCUGAGAAAGAAGCAAAGAAGCACUGAAUAAACAAACCAAAUUAUUAUUAAUUAUCAUUCCCUAAUUCAUUAUUAUUGUAAUAUGUGUCCACUAAUAUUAUACAUUUAAAGAGAAUGUGUGUAUGUGUAUAUAUGUUGUUGAUUAUAUGUACGGUUUAUAUUAGCAUU